Messenger RNA from Amaranthus tricolor (Joseph's coat), 4302 nucleotides. RefSeq lists its product as uncharacterized. Lineage: Eukaryota; Viridiplantae; Streptophyta; Magnoliopsida; Caryophyllales; Amaranthaceae. The transcript has 9 exons. The record is from RefSeq and is a predicted model, not a curated record. Bases 516 to 1376 code for a protein of 286 amino acids.
GUACUGCGCUGUCCCAUCCUAACAAACGCCUGUUGCUUCCGGGGAUUUAGAGAGAGAAGCUCCGCGUCGUUAAAGAGAGAUAAACUCCAGAGAGAAUUAAACUUUUGUGCGAGAUAGAGAGAGAGAAGCUCUCAACAAUGGUGAUUAUCUUGUAGAUCUCGAAACCCUAGCUUCUCUCUCUAUUCUUUUCAAUAUUAUCUUCCUGUCCAAUAAAUCAUUUCUUGUUUUCUGCGUUUAUUUCAGUUCGAGAUCGGCAUUUUUUUCGCACUCCGAUUUCUUGGAGACUGUUCAAUUUGUUUCCCGACUUUUUAAAUCCAACCUUUGAAUUCCUUCAACAUUCAUCUUCUCCUGUUUCAAAUUUUGAUUGAAUUCGCGCGUUCUCUCUGCUUUCAUAUCUCCAUUUUGGUCGAGAUAAAUUGCUCGAAAAUUUCUAUAUUUGUGCCGAAGAAUACAUAGGUUUUGCAUAUGAGUUGAAAAUUUGAGUUAAAAUUAACCUAAACCUUUUUUUUCGGAAAAUGGAUGACCGAGGUGGUGGUUCAUUUGUGGCAGUGCGAAGAAUUUCUCAUGGAUCCUGCCAUACAAAUUCGGGAAUUAGUGCUUUUUGGUGUUGUCUUACUGAAGGUGUUGCUUAUGAUUUUGUAGCGGAGGUUGUUGCGGGAUCAGCAGCUUGGUUAGGUAGAGGUCUUUCGUGUGUUUGUGCUCAAAGAAGAGAUAGUGAUGCCCGGCCGUCAUUUGAUUUGACUCCAACUCAGGAAGAGUGCUUGCAGCGAUUGCAGUACCGCAUAGAUGUGGCCUAUGAUUGCUCAAACCUAGAACAUCAGGAAGCUUUAAAGGCAUUGUGGAAUGCUGCCUUUCCUGGUGAAGAACUUCGUAGUUUGAUAUCUGAACAAUGGAAGGAAAUGGGAUGGCAGGGGAAAGAUCCGUCUACAGAUUUCAGGGGUGGUGGCUUCAUCUCAUUGGAGAACCUGCUGUUUUUUGCUAGAACUUUUCCGAAAUCCUUCCAAGACCUUCUACGAAAACAGGAAGGAAAUCGAGCUUUGUGGGAAUAUCCCUUUGCUGUGGCAGGUGUGAAUAUUACAUUCAUGCUGAUCCAGAUGCUAGACCUUGAAGCAGAUUUUCUCUGGUUUUCAGUCAAACCACGAAUGCUGGUGGGAGCAAUCUUUCUGAAGUUUCUUGCUGAGAAUGAGUCUGCAUUUGAUUUGCUGUAUUGUAUCACAUUCAAGCUGCUUGACCAUCUAUGGCUUGAGAUGCAUGCCUCAUACAUGGAUUUCAAUUCUGUUAUGAAGGCUACACGCCGUCAACUUGAGAGAGAAAUGAUGCUUGAAGACAUUAUGCGGCUUGAAGACCUGCCGUCGUAUGGCCUUCUCUCAAAAUAGGUAGCUUUCGGCAAAGACCAGAUGAAAUUUAGAUGCUGUUGGAAUCUUUACACUUAUUGAAGUAGUCCAUUCCUUCCACGGUCAUUACAUUGGAUGACUGGUGGUCUCAGAGGAUUUGGUGUGCCAUCUCGAAACAUGGAUUCAUUGUGAGUUUGGUUCUAGAAGAGAAGCUUCUGUAAGUUGACAAGGUCAUUAACUUCACCAGUUUUAGUACCUAACUGAAUGCUUUAGGUGGCCAGUUUUAUCUUGUCAAUGAAAAUAUGCCAUAUUAGCGCUUUGGUUUUCAUAAUUAGUUUUGAAUGAAAAUAUGCUAUGAUGCUAUAAGUGCUUCACUCAUCUCAUCAGAAGAGUGGAAUGGCAAAUUCAUUAUUAUUGUGGGAGUAAUGUGAUUUACAGACACUAGCUAACACAGAUAAUGGAGGGUAAAAAAAAGCUAUAGAUUCUGAAAUUCAAAUGAUCUAUGUCCCUGGUUCACUUGCUAGAGCAUAUCUUGAUUUUAAAUGUGAACAACAAAUUUGUUUUGCUCUUGACUUUGGAUACAAAGGGAAUGUUACAGAGUUUAUCCCUCAGUAUCGAGUACAAAGCGAAUGUUGAAUUGUUCUGCUCUCGACUUUGAGUACUAAGCAAAAGUCAAAUUGUUUGCUUUGGAUUUAGAGCACAAUGUGAAGGUUAAAUUCUUUGGCCAAGUCAAAAAUAAGGAAACCUUUCAUCGUACUAAAAUUUGUAGGUUUGAUUCGUAUCUCAAUUACCAUCGUGCAGUCCAGUAAAUGGUUAUAUAAUUAACACAACAUGCACUUCUAUAAGCAAUUAAUCAUCUUCAGUUGAUGUAUGAGAUACAACUUUUGUGUUGCUGCAAAAUUCUCCUCACAUUAAAAUUAGUAUUUUAGUUUAUUUAAGUUCAUCCGAUUCUUUAAAAUUGCUACUUUUGUUUUUUUUACGAUUUGAGUGAAGAGAAAAGUAUAAGCAAGUAAAAUAACUAAUUGGGAGAAAAUUAUAUGCAACGUAAAGAUAAAGUGAGAAAAAAUGUACAUGAAUGAUGAAAACAGGAUAUAAGUAUGCGAGAUUCACCUGAAAAUGAAGGUAUAUGGGCAACAUUGGGAGUCUGAGAAAUGAUAAGGGAAUUCCUUGGCAGCAACAGAGUAGAGGAAUGAGAAGUACCUACACUAUAAACGGGUCCAUAGUCCAUACCCUUUACUUCUAAGGUUAAUAAGUAGCUGUUGGAGGCUGGUUGCUGAGCCGUAUCCUCUCAAUGUUGCCCACCAUUCUUGCACCCAAAUAUUAGGGUUAAACGACUUCCGCAGUAACAGCAUUAAGGUACAAUCGUAACUUUCGAUAUAUGUAUCAAUAAAUACUAAUGUUACACGAGAUGGUUUAACGACACAUUGUUAGUACAAUACUAUGCGACUAUGACACCGUAGCAUGUCCAACUUGAAACUCUGCCAAUAUUUUUUCAGUCAUAUGAAACUCCUCACUCAUGACAGAAUUGAGUACUUUACCUUUGUUUUGCGGAUGAUAGGGGUCUUGCUCUCUUUUCCCUAAUCAAUGACAUCACAAAUUCCUAUGAGAGACGGUUUUUUAACAAACUAUUUUAAUUGGGCAGGCCCAAAAAAAAAUAGAGUAAGUUUUUGAUAGGCAUUAAGAAUACAGCUAGUGUUGAACGAGACGGCCUCAUAAUGACACCGUCAAUUUAGACUGACCCAAUUUACGCGUUUAACAACUUGGGUAUUUUUUUUAUUUUUGGGCAUUGUUUAAUUUUGAUCUUAAAAGGUAUCAACUUUUAUUUUAAAGGUAUCAAUUUUGAAAAUUAAUACCUUUAAGGUCAAAAUUGAUAAUUGCCCAUAAAAUUGAAAUGUUGUUACACGUGCGUGAAAUGGGCCGGCCCACACUUCAUCUUAACUUGCAACGAUCUCGUCCAAGUUUUUGUGUUAAGAAUAUUAUAAGUAGGCAUUUAGAAUAUUUUAAAUACUUAAAAUACUUACUCGGUGGGCAUUAAGUAUAUUAUAUGUAGGCAUUAAACAUAUUAUAGGUAUGCAUUAGGAAUAUAGUAAGUAAAUAGGCUAAGUUUCUCGGCAAGCAUUAAGCAUAUUGCAAGUAGACAUUGUAAGUACUUUUUCGAUGAGCAUUAAGUAUAUAUUGUAAAAACGCAUUGAGUACUUUUUCGUUGGGCAUUAAGUAUAUAUUGUAAAUACGCAUAGUAAGUACUUUUUCGGUGGGCAUUAAAUAUAUAUUAUAAAUAAGCAUUAAAGAUAAUGUAAGUAAAUAUUAAGAAUAAUAUAAGUAGGCAUUAAAGAUUCAAUAAGUGAACAUUAAGAUUUAAUUGGUUAGCCUGACAAAUGUCUCUUAAAGAGACGAUCUCUCAGGAGACCGGCUAAUGACCUAUUUACCUUCUGUACAAGGAGCCACAAGCUCGGGCCUUAAGGUGUGCCUUCCAAGGUUCACUAUUUUAUCACUAAAUUUAGCUCAAUUUAUCAACACCAACAAUGUUCUGAUCGUUCAACACUCGACCAAAACAAUUAAAACAAACUUCAUUUACAGACAACAUAGUAUAAUGCUAAGUAGAAAUCAGGAAAUAUUUCAAUAUCGAAUAAGAACACAAAUUUCACUCAACGCACCCAAGGCGAUAAUGCUAAACAGUUUUUAUGACGCACAUAAACAAAAAAAAAAUAGAAGUCUAUCGAGAUAAAAGCACACAAACAUAAGGUCUACUCAGCCAAACAUGUUCUUGCAAUAUAGUUGCCAGCACUACGCUAGAUUGAAUCCCUAAGGAUUGGCAGGCAAUAUAUUUCCAUGUAGGUAAAACGUCUACUCGUAAAUCCAUGAGUGAAGGCUGCUCUGCCAGCAGACGACACCCUCAGGGAACCAUAGAGCAAUCUCCUUUGUUGCGCUCUCAACAGAGUCACUUCCAUGGAUGACAUUUCUGCAAAAA